GUAGUUUGAUUAUUCCUACUUCUAGAGAUCCGUUGACGAAGAAAACGCCGAAGCGGACUUCUUCCACGCGCUAUCCACCACACUCCCUUCGUUAUAAAAUCUCCAUUAAUCGUUCGGACAAGGAAACCAAACAGUCUCCGCGACAUUCCACAUCAAGAAGAAGACGAAGAUGCACGAUUUCUGCUUCACUAUCCCGUACGGGAUGCUCCUGAUGGUCGGGGGAUCCAUGGGUUAUUUCAAGAAAGGAAGCAUUGCAUCUCUCGCUGGAGGUGCAGGCACUGGAUUCCUCGUCCUCCUCGCUGGUUUCAUCACCCUUAAGGCUUUCGAGAAGAAGAAGAAGUCUCCUCUUUUCGCUGUCGUUCUUCAGACAGUCAUUGCUUCUGGUCUCACAUUCGUCAUGGGACAACGGUACUUGAAAACUCAAAAGAUCAUGCCGGCUGGUUUGGUUUCUGGGAUCAGUGGUCUCAUGACCUGUUUCUACCUGUACAAGAUUGCAACUGGCGGCAACCACAUACCAAGAACAACCAAAGCUGAAUGAUGAUGCUCACGCACUCUGUUUUUUUUUCUUAUAUGGUUAUCCUCCAUUGUUGAGAUCAAGUAUAUGAAUUUGUCGAUUUAAUACACUAUGUAUGUAGACAAUUCUGUUGUGCUUACAUAUUAGUAAAAGUUUGUUUAUCUUGGUCCUAAGGUGAACAUGUUUUGUUUUCUGCAUCUGAGAUUAUAGUUCCUAAUGUAACCAUGAAUAGCUUUUAAUAGAUGUACUUUUCUUGGUUUAUAUAUGAUUUACACUUCAUUUGAGGAGGACAAAAACUAUGAUAUGUAAUAGCAAACUAGUCCUCAGAAGAUACUAAAGCAAGG
Eruca vesicaria subsp. sativa (arugula) is the source of this 858-nucleotide messenger RNA. The record is from the annotation of a GenBank genome assembly. Lineage: Eukaryota; Viridiplantae; Streptophyta; Magnoliopsida; Brassicales; Brassicaceae.